AUGCGUACUUACGACGACGCCUUCAGCGGCCAGAAGAUCUACCCUGGCAAGGGCAAGCUGUUCGUCCGUGGCGACAGCAAGAUCUUCCGUUUCCAGCGUGGAAAGUCCGAGUCCCUUUUCCUCCAGCGCAAGAACCCCCGCCGCAUCGCAUGGACUGUUCUCUUCCGUCGCCAGCACCGCAAGGGUAUCUCUGAGGAGGUCGCCAAGAAGCGCACCCGCCGUGUUGUCAAGAACCAGCGUGGCAUCGUUGGUGCUUCCCUCGACGUGAUCAAGGAGCGCCGCUCCCAGCGCCCUGAGGCCCGUGAGGCUGCUCGCAAGCAGGCCAUCAAGGACGCCAAGGAGAAGAAGGCUGCUUCCGCCAGCGCCAAGAAGGCUGAGAAGGCCAAGACCGCCGCCUCCAAGGGCGGUGCCCAGCGCAUCCAGAGCAAGCAGGGUGCUAAGGGCUCUGCUCCCAAGGUCGCCGCCAAGUCCCGCUAA
Penicillium samsonianum is the source of this 477-nucleotide messenger RNA. Its product is annotated as 60S ribosomal protein eL24. Gene Ontology annotation, biological process: cytoplasmic translation. The record is from RefSeq and is a predicted model, not a curated record. Bases 1 to 477 code for a protein of 158 amino acids. Gene Ontology annotation, cellular component: cytosolic large ribosomal subunit. Gene Ontology annotation, molecular function: mRNA binding; structural constituent of ribosome. The transcript has 3 exons. Lineage: Eukaryota; Fungi; Ascomycota; Eurotiomycetes; Eurotiales; Aspergillaceae.